AUGACUUCAAUACCCUUGGGACCCACUUUCAUUUACCAUCACUUCUCCAAUCAUCAAUCAAAUGGAUUUAACUCCAUAGCCACCUUCCUACGCAUCUCAUUGGACCUCUUCCUAUCAACACCAAAAACCACCAUUUUUACCAUUUCUUAUUCCACCAUUUCCAACCUCUCAAUCCUUCCUUACAUGACCAAACACUUCCUCGCCUACCACAUCUCACUGGAAAAACUAACACUCCAAGAUAUGUUCAUAAAGCCCAUAAAAGCAUGCUCACUAACCUUGAUUCAACACCAGAAAGUUUCAAUCACGAAGAACAGUAACAAACAUCAAGUUCUUGAAGUCAACAACGUGUCGAUUACUCACCCGAAAUUGUUACUUCAAGGACCCGCCAUUCAUGACAUUGAAGGUUUGUUUGCUUCCUUCCAUCUUAACCAAGAAAGUAUAACAUUACCGGCAUGUGAAUCCGGUGGUGGUGGUGAUCGUGGUCAUGGAUUUAUCAAGAGCAAGGAAGAAUGGGGGAGAGUGGUGAAAUUUCUGAUCUCAUCCAGAUUCAUGUCGUUUGCCAUUGUAUUAAAAUCAAUGAUUCAGGGGAUUCUCAAAAAUUUUCCAGAUUUAGGUUCGGUGUCAACUAAACUCAGUGAUGCAGAACCACACAGACAAGCUCGAGGAUUCGAUGGUCAUGAAAUGGGAUCGAACUACAAAUCAAAUUACACAUAA
Lactuca sativa (garden lettuce) is the source of this 714-nucleotide messenger RNA. RefSeq names its product fasciclin-like arabinogalactan protein 21. The record is from RefSeq and is a predicted model, not a curated record. NCBI's taxonomy places the organism in Eukaryota, Viridiplantae, Streptophyta, Magnoliopsida, Asterales, Asteraceae.